CUUGCCGUGUACGAGGAAUGAAAAACAAUUACAUACGAAAAACAUUUGUUGCUAUGUUUCGAAAUCUUCUAAGUGUUUUAUUAAUCGAGAAAGAAAAUCUGUAAUAAUAAAAGAAUUCGUGUCGAAACAUAGUAAUAAUAAUCAAUCACACGUCUUGGAGUGAAAAGCCGACGGAAAUGCUGGAAUGUCACACCUGUGCACUCGUCCGUUGUGUUACCUGGCUCAACGAACCAAAAGUCUCGAGUCAAUUUUUGAUUGUGUUACUGUUGCAAUUCGUGCAAAAUGUCUAAGAUACCAGCAGAGAGGUUAUGGAUUGCUGUUGUCAUCGAGACAUAAAUACUCCAGAAUUCACCCUGUUUGUCAGUUAAUUAACGAUGAUGAAUGGAACUUGAAAGAUGAGCCAAAGAAGAGUCAAAAGGAGGUAAAGUAUGGCAAGUUGGGGCUUAUUUUGAGUGGAUUAGGUCUGGCAGUUGUACUGUGCGAGAACCCACAUCAUAUGUUAGAGAGGAAGUUCUUUCGUGCUGCCCAGUUUGGAAAUAUCCCAGAUUUAAAAAGAGCUAUUGAGAGUGGUGUUAAUAUCAAUGUAAGGCAUCCACUGGGCUGGACUGCAUUGCAAACAGCAGCUAUCAAUGGCAAAGUUGAAGUAGUAAAAUUUUUAUUGCAACAUGGAGCUGACAUCAAUGCUGGUGAUGAUUUCAUUAAUGUAUACAAGACUGCUAUGGAAAAGAGGAUGCAUCCUUCUGAUGUGUUGAUGGAACGAGAAGAAGAAUUCUCAGAUCGUCUGAUAGCCAGAGCAACUUUCAAAGGGUUUACAGCACUUCAUUAUGCUGUGUUGUCUCGUUCUAAGGAAUGUGUUAAAGCUUUACUGGAUGCUGGAGCAAACCCAACUAUAGAAAAUGAAGCUGGUCGCAGAGCUGUAGAUUAUGCUUACUCUGAUAAAGAGAUUGAAGAUAUGCUUAUCAAACAAGCUAGGAAAUAUGAUGAAAUGUUAAGAGAAAAAGAAGCUGAGGAAAGACGACGAUUUCCUUUGGAGCAGAGGUUGAAACAGUACAUUGUUGGCCAGGAAGGAGCAAUUUCAAUAGUAGCUUCAACUAUCAGAAGAAAAGAAAAUGGCUGGAUUGAUGAGGAACAUCCAUUAGUUUUUUUAUUUCUAGGCUCAUCUGGUAUAGGAAAGACUGAAUUAGCUAAGCAGUUAGCAGCAUACAUACACAGGAACAGAUUUGAUGCAUUCAUCAGGCUUGAUAUGUCUGAGUAUCAGGAAAAACACGAAGUUGCCAAGCUCAUUGGAGCACCACCUGGAUACGUUGGACACGAUGACGGAGGACAGUUGACGAAGAUGUUAAGAAAAUCCCCAUCUGCUGUUGUUCUAUUUGAUGAGGUUGAUAAAGCACAUCCAGACGUUCUCACAGUUUUAUUACAACUUUUUGAUGAGGGACGACUGACUGAUGGUAAAGGAAAAACCAUUGAAUGUAAAGAUGCAAUUUUUAUCAUGACAUCUAAUCUUGCCAGCGAUGAAAUUGCCGAACAUGCAAUGCAGUUAAGAGAAGAGGCCGAAAGAAUAUUGAAAAAGAGACUUGAUGAAAAGUCAACGGAAGAUCAGGAACCUGAAAAUAUUGAAAUUUCGAGAAAUUUUAAGGAUCAGGUCGUUCGCCCAAUUCUUAAGACUCACUUUAGACGUGACGAAUUUCUCGGCCGCAUAAACGAGAUUGUCUACUUCUUGCCAUUUUCACGAGCUGAAUUAAUAAAAUUAGUAGCACGUGAAUUGGAUACUUGGGCAUUACGAGCACGAGAACGUCAUAAGAUUGAACUUAAAUGGGAUCGCGAGGUUCUAUCAGUCCUUGCCGAUGGUUAUGAUUCGCAUUAUGGUGCUCGUUCGAUAAAAUAUGAAGUUGAACGUCGUGUCAUUAACCAACUGGCUGCAGCACAUGAAAGUGGACAGUUAGAAAAAGGUUGUUGCGUACUCAUAAAAGCAAGAUGGCACGAGAAUGGAGCAAGUAUAGGUCUCUCAGUCAAACCAGCCGGCGUAAAGGAUUACGUUGAUCUAGUAGAUACCGAUAACUUUAUCAAAAAAGCUAAUGGGAAUUUUUAGAAAUUGGCUGUCUCUUUUUCUUUCGAUAAUAAAAUACAACGGAUUGAUGAUAUUGUUAAGUAAUUAACAGAGCUGCGUUCGCGUGUUGUUGCUAAUAACGGUCAAAUGUUUUCGAAUGCUGUUGAAACAAAUUUUCUGACUCCGCACAAAAUAACAAUGUAUAGAUGUUGACGGACAUGCAUCGAAUCACAUCGAUGCUUUUGCCUGUAAAUAAAAAAUUAUGAACGAGUGGUUGACGAGAGGAAAAAUUUUGUAAAUGUAUAUUGUAUAUUGAGAAAAAUAAACACAUCGUUAUUUUUGCCAGAUAUAUAUAACAACGAUCUAUAAAUGCUGAAGAAAGUUUUAAUUAUUGUUCCAAUCAGUCGUGUUACACAUUUUUUUUCGGAACAUAACGGCUCAGAAAAUGUUCUCAUCCCCUAUACAGUUUUGAUAUCCUUUGGCCAGAUGUGUCAAUAGAUUUUUCGGUGUCUUU
This is a messenger RNA of Phymastichus coffea, 2561 nucleotides long. Its product is annotated as mitochondrial disaggregase-like. Gene Ontology annotation, cellular component: mitochondrion; cytoplasm. The transcript is spliced from 11 exons. NCBI's taxonomy places the organism in Eukaryota, Metazoa, Arthropoda, Insecta, Hymenoptera, Eulophidae. The record is from RefSeq and is a predicted model, not a curated record. Gene Ontology annotation, molecular function: ATP binding; ATP hydrolysis activity; protein binding. Bases 185 to 2089 code for a protein of 634 amino acids. Gene Ontology annotation, biological process: cellular response to heat.